GUUCCAAAACCAUCAGAUUAUGAUAUUCCCUACAUUAGUGUAAUUUUAGAAACAAAGGAUGACGUAAAUAUUCGUGCUUAUGUUUGUAAAAGAACCGAUGAUGCUAGCACAAGGCCUACCAUAUUAAUGUUUCAUGGAAGUGGUGGUAAUAUGGGCCAUAGAUUACCAAUUGCAGAAAAAUUUUAUAAGAAUUUCAGAUGUAAUGUUAUGCUAGUCUCUUACAGAGGAUAUGGUAAAAGUGACGGAUCUCCUUCUGAAAACGGACUUCGUCUGGAUGCGCAGGCAGCAUUGGAUUAUAUUAAGCAAGAUCACAUAUUAAAAAAUACGAAAUUAAUAAUAUAUGGACAAUCACUUGGCGGAUCUGUAGCAAUCGAUUUGGUGUAUAGGAAUGAAUCUAAAGUUGAUGCGCUGAUUAUUGAAAAUACUUUUUUGAGUAUUCCAAAAGUGAUUCCUCACAUAAUCCCAAAACUUCGUUAUUUAACCUUCAUCUGUUCUGAAAUUUGGCCAUCUGAUAGUUAUAUAGCAAAGCUUCGAACAGUUCCAAUUUUAUUUCUUUCAGGUUCAAAUGAUGAACUUGUUCCACCUCAACAUAUGAGAACUUUAUAUGAAUUGACCAAUACUAGCGGUGGAAAAAUGUUUCAGGAAAUAACGAAUGGGUCGCAUUACGAUACUGUUUCACAACCAGAGUAUUUUUCAAAAAUUGGAGAGUUUUUUAUAAAAAUGUUGGGUGAAGAAUUCUGUUAG
Messenger RNA from Racocetra persica, 744 nucleotides. The record is from the annotation of a GenBank genome assembly. NCBI's taxonomy places the organism in Eukaryota, Fungi, Glomeromycota, Glomeromycetes, Diversisporales, Gigasporaceae.